Messenger RNA from Oryza brachyantha (malo sina), 4079 nucleotides. RefSeq names its product nuclear exosome regulator NRDE2. NCBI's taxonomy places the organism in Eukaryota, Viridiplantae, Streptophyta, Magnoliopsida, Poales, Poaceae. Gene Ontology annotation, biological process: RNA processing; regulatory ncRNA-mediated post-transcriptional gene silencing; negative regulation of RNA catabolic process. Gene Ontology annotation, cellular component: catalytic step 2 spliceosome. Gene Ontology annotation, molecular function: protein binding. Bases 67 to 3573 code for a protein of 1168 amino acids. The transcript has 11 exons. The record is from RefSeq and is a predicted model, not a curated record.
AAAGUCCAGAAGCCCAGAACCUUCCUGCGCUCCGUCUCUCUCACUCGACCUCGGCUUGCGCUCGCCAUGGAGCCGCCUUCGCCGGAGACUCCGCCGCCGACGGCCGCCUUCGCCGCCGGCGGGGAAGGCGAUCCAUAUGCCCCCUCCACGACCACAUCUUCCUCCUCCUCUCUGUUCCCUCUCUUCCCUCUCUCCGCGCCCGACGCAUCCUCCGUCCCCGGGACGGGGUCCCAGUGGCUCUCAAACCCUAGCUUCUCCUUCGACGCAUCCUCCCUCAACAUCCCCGCCACUACCUCCUCGUCCGUACCGCCGCCGCUAAGCGCCUCGUCGGAUGAAGAGGAGGCGCCACGGCCCGCACCUGCUAAGUAUGACCUGCUACCCUCCUCGCCGUCGCCUCCGGCCUCUGACGAGGAGAGGAGGGAUAGACGGAAGGAUAGGAAGAGGAGGAAGCGGAGGCGGGAGAAGGAGCGGUACGAUGGCUCACAGGCCUCGCGAAAGCCGGGGGUUCGCGCUUGGGCUGGGUCAGAGACGAAGUUGGCCAAGGAUUAUUACUUCGACGCCAAGGGUGACCAGGAUAACUUGGCCUUUGGAUCGAUAUACAGAAUGGAUAUUGCGCGCUACAAGUCGCAAACCAUGCCAGAGGCACGUGGUCUAAAACGGCAUUUGUUUCAUAACUGGGAACUUGUCUCGGUACAUAUGGGUCAAGAGUCAGAUUUAGAUGGAUUGGACAGCAAACUAAGGGCUGGAGGUCGCUACUACUCAUCAAAAUAUGCAGUUGUAGAACGAAAUAAGGGUUUCAAACACCUAAAAGUAUUAAAAGAAGAUAUCUCUGUAAUUCUCCCUGAAGAUUUUAUCCCCUUAGGGACAACAUCUCUACCUGAAAAAACCACUACUGGGCGGCAUGAGCUUGAAGAAUCUUGGGAAGAUGAAAUACUUCGGAGGACAAGGGAAUUCAAUAAGAUGUCUCGGGAGUGCCCUCACAAUGAAAAAGUUUGGUUGGAUUUUGCCCAAUUCCAGGAUAAAGUUGCCAGCACUCAGCCACAGAAAGCAGCCCGUCUGCAGACAACUGAAAGAAAAAUCAGCAUAUUGGAGAAGGCUGUGGAACUUAAUCCAGAUAAUGAGGAGUUAUUACUUUGCCUUCUGAAGUCAUAUGGAGAGAGGGAUAGCACCCAGAGUCUCUUGGAUAAAUGGGAGCAGAUACUUAUGAAACACCCAGAUAGUUGUAAGUUGUGGAAACAGUAUCUACUUCUGUGCCAAGGGGAAUUCUCCAGAUUCAAAGUAUCUGACCUUCGGAAGUCUUACUCUUAUGCAGUACAGGCUUUAUCUGCAGCUUGUACCAAGCUAUGUAGGCAGGAUACCCAAUAUGAUAAUUUCAAACCUCCAUAUUCUUCUUUAGUUCAUCUUGAACUUGGUUUAGUAGAUAUAUUUGUGAACUUGUGCCGGUUUGAGUGGCAUACAGGACAUCGGGAAUUGGCAACUGCAUUAUUUCAAGCUCAAAUAGAAUAUAGUUUAUUCUCGCCUCCCCUUCAUCUGACCACAAGCAGUAAGCAAAGGCUCUUUGAGCACUUCUGGAACAAUGGUGGUGCCAGAAUCGGAGAAGAUGGGGCUCUUGGAUGGUCCAGAUGGUUGGCAAAAGAGGAGGAGAGUAGACAAAAUAUAGAUAUAGAAGAAAAUACCCAAGAGACUGAAAGUGGGGGUUGGAGUGGUUGGUUUGAUCCUUCUUUAAGGAAUAAUAAUGAAACAAGCGAAGUAUCUAACAAAUCAAUGGAGCCAUUGGCAUCUGAUGGAAAUGAUGCAGAAGACCAAGAUGAUGAGGACCCAUCUGCACAGGAUGAUGUUGAAUCUUUGCUGAAAAAGCUUGGAAUUGAUGGAGAUGCUGAUUACAAUAGCGAAGUUAAAGAUCCAAAAACAUGGAAUAGAUGGUCUUCUAUGGAGUUGUCAAGGGACAAUGAACAGUGGAUGCCUCUUCAUGAAAAAUCUGGAUCGCUUUUUUCUGAUGAUGCUCCAACUGGCGAAGGCAAUGAUCAGCUUUCCAGAGUAAUUUUGUUUGAGGAUGUAACGGACUUCCUGUUUUCUCUAUCUUCUGAAGAGGCUCGCUUUUCUUUGAUAUGCCAAUUCAUUGAUUUCUAUGGUGGCAGAAUUUCUAGAUGGACAUCCACCAACAGUUCAAGUUGGAUUGAUAGAAUUUUGAGUCUAGAGAUGAUUACAGAUGACAUUCAGGAAGAUCUCAGUACUGUAUCUAACCUUGUGGACAAGAACAUAAAUUCUGUUUAUAAUAAAAUGGCGUCGUUGUUAGGAACUAUGAAUGAUUUUUCUCAAAGGCCUGGUAUAGGAAAGUUUCUGAAAAAUGCAAUAUUGCUUUUCCUUGAUAUAUUCCCUCGUAACCGUGUCCUGGAGGAAGCUGUUCUUGUUACCCCUCAAACUCAUACAGCUCAAAAAAAAUUUCUGUCUACUCCAGCCAACUCAUCCCGGGCUUUGGCCAAAAGUCUAUUGAAGAAAGACAGACAGGAUCUUUUGCUUUGUGGAAUAUAUGGACGAAUUGAGGCUAUGAAUGGCGACAUUGUCAAAGCAAGGAAUAUAUUUGACUUGGCACUAUCAACUUCUCAAGGAGCUUCAGAGGAUCUCAGGAAGAAGGUUCCUAUUCUCUAUUUUUGGUAUGCUGAGAUGGAGCUAGCAAUAUCUACUUCAAGAAACAAUUCUGACUCUUUGGAUCGUGCAAUCCACAUUCUGUCCUGCUUGGGGAACAAGGUGAAGUAUACUUCUUUUGAUGGCUCUGUAUCACGACCUCAAGUGUUAAAAGCUCGUCAAGGAUUUAAAGAGCAGAUUAGAAGUCUGCGAUCUUUAUUCGCAAGUAAUGCUAUGAAAGAAGAAUCUGUUGCUUUGAUCUGCUCAGCAUCUUUGUUUGAAAGUAUGACAUCUGGUUAUGCUUCUGGUCUUGAAGUUAUAGAAGAGACCUUUUCUAUGGCACUUUCAGAGAGCAAUCAUAGCUUAGAAUACGAAGAAUUGUGGAUGCACUACAUCAAGCUUCUUCAAAAAAAUCUGAAUCAGUUGAGUCUCUCAAGGUUUUGGCCAAGAGUAUCACAAGGAAUACAAACAUACCCAUAUAAUCCAAAAUCAUAUGCAGCCAUGUUAACUCUAGGCUGUCUUUACAGUGUUUCCAAUAAUCUGCGCCUCACUCUUGACAAAUUUAAUCAAAGGGACCCUUCCAUAAUUGGUCUGCUCUUUGCGCUGUCCUUUGAAUUGUGCAAAACUGGAUCUGACAAUAGAAUACAUAAUCUGUUUGAGAGAGCUCUGGCUGAUGAUAAGUUACAGAAAUCUGUUUUGUUAUGGCGCUGUUAUCUAGCUUACGAGGCAGAAAUAGCUUGUAAUGCUUCUGCAGCUCGGCGUGUGUUCUUCAGAGCUAUACACUCCUGUCCAUGGUCUAAAAGAUUAUGGCUUGAUGGAUUCGAAAAAUUGAGUUCAAUUUUGACAUUGAAAGAGCUGUCAGAUCUCCAAGAAGUAAUGCGUGACAAAGAAUUGCACAUUCGAACAGACAUCUAUGAGAUACUCCUACAAGAUGAAACAGACAUGUAAAUAUGUGAUGCAGCUAGCCCUGGUUCUUAUCCAGAAUUCCAGAUAUAUCCCAUAUGACAUUCUUUAUAGCUGCUACCUCAGGGUUCCAUUUUCCAACUGAAGUUGGUUCCACAUUGCAAUCUUUUAGUUAUAACUAUUGUGCACUCAAGGCUGGUUGCUCAGGAAUCUGUCUCACAUCGAAUGUGAUCUGGACGCAAUGUACAAAUGGGUGCAUCUUUGGAUUGACAAUGUCACGAAUCAUUAAUGUGCUUUAUUUUCUAUUCCCUGGAGAGAGAUAUGCUGGCUUGUGUCUAGACACUCCAAUUCUUUUAUUUGGUUGAUGCAUGCUUCUUGGAAGGGGCAUAAAGGACUUCUCUGCACCCUUUAAUCCCAGGAAGAGGUCCAUACGAAGUCAUGUUGAAGGAAAACAUACGGCGGCUUCAGGCAAGUUGAUGUAUGCUAAAAUGUAACAGAAAAAAAAACUGACAGAGGAACUUGUUGAUAAAUCCAUAGUACUCCAACUUCAG